Molecule: messenger RNA, 2970 nt
Organism: Lepisosteus oculatus (spotted gar)
Lineage: Eukaryota; Metazoa; Chordata; Actinopteri; Semionotiformes; Lepisosteidae
Product: coiled-coil domain-containing protein 17-like
Source: RefSeq, a predicted model, not a curated record
UAGGCUAACUGUGAGACGGGGGUGGGUCGCCGCAGGGAACGAACUGAAGAAAUACCUGUUUACUUUAACAACACGCAGUUAACCUAAAAACGGAGAUUAUUUAGAACUAAUGUGAAGCUAAAAAGACACGAAGACACGCUUUUGUUUAUUUCUGGGGAUUCGAACAUAGCAAUGACGGACUUUUUCAACUGUUCAAACUGCAACAUGUCUUUCAAAUCUGCGCUUUUGCUCGGGAAGCAUAAAGAAAAGUUCUGCAUUGGAGGAGAUAUUGGCAAAACCAGAAAAACGCAGACUCCUGAAGAUAUGAUCGAAAGAGUGAAGGAUUAUAAGAAGAGACGUGAGGAGCUGCGAAAACAGCAUGAGGUGCGCGAGAGGCAGUUACUUCGCGAGAUGGAAAACAGAACAACGAGCUCAGGCCCUGAGGUUCAGGAAGUCACACACACCAUGAAAUCCACCAGUGAACCAACAGGCCAAAGCUCCAGGGCCCUGUGGAUGCACGAACAUGACACCCAGGUGAGGCAACUGGCAGAGAGUCAUGGGAAACAUGUGACUGAGAUUGCUAACAAGAACAGAGUACUAGAAAAACAACGAAAAGAAAUUGACUCACAAUUACAGGAGCUGUCUGAACAAACAAAGAACAUGUCACAGCUGAAGAAAAUGCUAGAAGAACUAAAAGCUCAAGAGCAAAAAAAUUCCCUUCUACUGGAGACCUUGAGGGAACAGCUCCAGUUUCUUCAAAUGGAAUCAAUGAGGAACAAAACUGAAAGCAGGCACAGUGAUUCACGCCUCUAUACCUUCAAGAAAAAGGAAAGUGACAAAACUCAUUCCCAUACCUACAUCCCAUUCUAUGGAGGAGGUGCGCUGUCUUCAGAAAUUAGUGCUCUACGGCUGACCUAUCUGCAGAACGGUGGGAACGAUCAAUUGAUCUUAGCCCAGCUGCAUGAUCUACUGAAUGAAGCACUGCAGGUGGAACAACAGGGAAAACACAUACAUCCCAGUGAAAUAAACAGCCAUAAGAGGGAGUAUGAUUCAAUCAGGCGUCAUCUGAACAGGGACCUCAUUGCUGUAGAGAUAGAAAAUCAGCGUCUGGAAGAAGAUUUUAUGAAACUUCAAAUGAAAAGGAGAAGGGAUCCCAGGCAGCUAAGAGCCCCACACAAAUACAGACCUGGUGACCAGAAAAUAAAGGCUCUGAAAGCAGAUAUUGACCUCCUGAAGCAGCAGAUUGAGAUACAUCGGCUCAGGCGCAAGGUGAAGCCUGCAACAGUGCAGGCACCAGAAGAGCGGAUAUCUCUUUCUCCUCUCCCUCCACUGGAGGAUGUGAGAUUGCAGACACCAGCCCUUGUAAAACAUUACUUAGAAGCUAAUGAUUUAGGACCUGCUCCUUACGACCCAGUAGCUGGCUUUGUUGUGUUUUAUGAUUUCCUCUUGGGUCUGGAUCCAUUCUAUCGAAUCUGCCGCUUGGUGGUGGGGUUGUACAAUGGGCCACAGGAAAUGGGCAACCCAUCUUCACUGCCUCCUGUCUACUGUGAGCCCACCAGCCUGUCUCUAUAUCACCCUGAUAACAGGAAGGGGAACCUGGCAAUGCUUGCAAUAAAACAGGCUGUACCUAGAGUACGGCCCUCUCCUACUAUCUCUCUAACCCUGGAGUUACAGGCCUCAGGGGGAUAUGACCCUUAUGGACAGGAAGUGAACCACCUCAUAUCAAGAGGCUGGGUAAAGGUUGACAUUUUUGACACUCACAAUCGAGUAAUCAGUGGGAGGUGGAAAGUGCCUAUCCGAAUUCUCCCAGUGAAGCCAUCCCUGACUACAGGGGAAAUGAAUGGAGUUGCUCAGCUUGAUAAUGCUGAGCUCUUCUUGCGCAUCGUGAAUGCCAGAGAUGCGGAUUUACAGAACUCUGCUCCGAUCAGCCAGAGCAACGCUGGGCUUUAUAAAUACCCACCUCUGAGCGCUGCAAGGACUUCUUUUCCUACAGAGGCUUCUGUUCCAGCUUACCACUCCCGUCCUCGGUAUCCCAUGUCUCAUCUUUUGCACCCGUCUUACACUGAAAGUGUGGACCCCUCACCUCCCACAGGGAUGCCGUUUGAAGAACUGGAGUGAUUGCCUUUGAAUACCGGGGCACCUAACAAAAGAGACACUGUCCUAACAGUCGCUUAGAGCUAUGAUCUCUGUCCAUGUGUUUCAAAAGUCCAUGCGUUUACAGUCACAGUAAAAUGUUAAUGCCCUCUUCUGUCAUCAGCAAAAUCGAAGGAAUCUGUUCUUUCUGGAAAAGUUAAGUCACUCACUUUAUGCUGAUUUUCAGAUCACGUUUUGCGUUUUUCAAAUUUGUAUUAUAACAUUAAUUUGUUUUAUGGUGAUUUAUCAACGUUUUUUGCCUCAGAACAAUUUUGCAGUUGUAAAAGGGCAAUGAAGCAGGGCCUGUAGAGGUCUAAAAAGGCCUGUAGAGGGCAAUCCCAGAUUCUCUUCCCAUUAUAUUACUGUAGUAAUCGUUUAUAGAGAUAAAUGGUGAAUGGACUGUUAAACAAAAAUAAUAGCAGGUUUUGUAAUGUUUUUUUUUGCAAAGAUGAACGCAUGUUAUGAAGUGUGCUUUAUUUACUAGCUCAUGAAGCCUAUUUUAAAUGCACUUCAAAAGACCUGUGGGUUCUGACCAUUGAUUUACUACUUAUUGGGUAAAAUUGGCUUCCAUAUAGCUUAUCUCUGUAAUGUGUAUCUAAAAUUGUAUAAUAUAAAAUAAUUAAUAAUUUAUAUAAAUAUAUAUAAUUGUCUUAGAUUCCUAUACAGUUAGUAGAAACAGCAACAGCAAGUGAUGAUUGCUGUUGUCAAAAAUUAAACUGCAAACAUUACAAUCUCUGUCUUUUAAAAUUGUAAAAAUGUUAAAACUAUAAAAAAUGUAAGAACUGUGUUUUCAGCAAAUAACCAAAACUUUGGGUCUUAGAAUAAACCUCAAUUUAAAAAUGCUUUAUUGAAAAAAAA